CUACUGCGGCAUGCUCUGUUCAAAGCGGCCACGGGUAAUCUUGUUCUUGUUCCAUCUUCUCAAUAUCCACUUACCCUUUUGUGCUGCCACUAAUAAAACUGCACUUCAACUUCAAAUUUUCAACCUUUCCCCAUUCACGUCCCUUCUUCCUUCCAAUGUUCCCUUCCAUCAUAAAUUCUAAUCAAUCUCGUGACCAGCAACAACAAAAGCAAAAGGGAGAAUGGUUAGCAGGAAGUUUCAAGGCAGAGAACUUCAUUCCAGGGCUUGUUAUAGGUUUCAUUUUUGGGUUGUUGUUGGAUUUAUCAAAGCCCGGUAGAAAUCACUUGUCCAAGAAAAUUUGCUCAUCUGCCAGACCUCAACAACAGCAAAUCUCAGUCUCAAGCAAUGCUGAUCAAGAACUUAAAAUGGUUCUGGUCGUUAGGCAAGACCUAAAGAUGAAAUCUGGAAAGAUUGCAUCCCAAUGUGCUCAUGCUGCCACUGGCAUGUACGCUGAAUUAAUGCAAAGUGAUCGGUAUCUUUUGAGAAGAUGGGAACAGUGUGGCCAGCCCAAAAUUGUUGUGACUUGCAGGAAUCAACAAGAAAUGAAUAAACUAGCGGAAGCAGCCGAGAGUAUUGGCCUUCCUACUUUUGUUGUUGCUGAUGCUGGACGAACACAGGUUUCGGCAGGAUCAAAGACCGUUCUUGCUGUUGGACCUGGACCAAAAUCUUCUGUGGAUUCAGUGACAGGGAGAUUGCCCCUGCUUUGACAGCAUUAAUAUGAUAAAUCACCCGAGCUUGUUGCCACUUGGUCUGUGUUCUAACGCGUUAUCCGGCAUUGUCUGAUUCCUUAUCCUUAUUGUGGCCUAUGCAACAUGGCUAUGGUGGUUCUAUAAUUCGUAGUGUUAAAUAGGACUAAUUCUUAAUCAGAUCCCUUUCCUGUUUUAUACCUCUAAUUGUAUGGGUUUUCAGCAUCCUGUCUAGCGGCUCGGGAAUGAACUGAAGACUUUUAUUUAUUUAUAUAUUUGGAUCGGUUGGUAAACUAUCUUUCCUUAUAAGGCAGGAAGUUCAUUAUCUUUUUUUAUCAAUGUCCCAAUUGGUUGUGUGAUUCAAAAUAAGAGAAGGGGAGAGAUUAUGACAAUGGUUAUCAGAGUAGACUGACUUUGAGCAUGCUUGAAAACAAGGUGAAAAAUGACUUCUGAGGUAAAAUUGUUUUUACUUUUAUCCGUUAAACCUGUAUUAUAACAUGUGUCGUGACAAUUAUUUCGACUACAA
This is a messenger RNA of Glycine soja, 1251 nucleotides long. RefSeq names its product peptidyl-tRNA hydrolase 2, mitochondrial. Gene Ontology annotation, cellular component: mitochondrion; cytosol. Bases 156 to 746 code for a protein of 196 amino acids. The transcript has 8 exons. Lineage: Eukaryota; Viridiplantae; Streptophyta; Magnoliopsida; Fabales; Fabaceae. Gene Ontology annotation, molecular function: peptidyl-tRNA hydrolase activity. The record is from RefSeq and is a predicted model, not a curated record.